GACCAAUCCGAUGAACGAUCUCGCAUAUCCUCAAAACCUCUCGAAAUAAGAUGACGCCACUUCCAAUAAAGACGUACCGUUGUUAAUGUUUCUGAUUACCGCAAAUUUGAAUCAAGCAAGGUCAACAUUCCGCUUGUGUAAUGGAGGAAGCAACAGUUGAAAGCCUGGCUGAGGUAUUCAGAUGUUUUAUUUGUAUGGAGAAGCUCCGGGAUGCCCGGCUGUGCCCGCACUGUUCAAAGCUCUGCUGUUAUUCCUGUAUACGGAGAUGGCUAACGGAACAAAGGCCCCAGUGUCCCCAUUGCAGAGCACCCCUUCAACUUCAUGAGCUGGUUAAUUGUCGGUGGGCUGAGGAGGUGACUCAACAACUCGAUACUCUACAACUGUGUACCCCCCAGGGAAAACAGGACGAGGUUGAUAAAGACAAAUGUGAAAUGCAUAAUGAGAAGUUGAGUGUAUACUGCUGGACCUGUCAUAAAUGCAUCUGUCACCAGUGUGCCUUGUGGGGUGGAAUGCAUUCUGGACAUACAUUCAAGCCACUGGAUGAGAUAUGGGCCCAACAUGCCUCACAGAUACAGGAAGAACAACUUGCCUUGAGGAGAAGAUUAAGAGAAUUAAUUAGCCUUAACCAAGACAUUGAUCGUAAUGUAGACAGUGUCAGAAGUGCCAAAGAUGACAGAGUAAGAGAGAUCAGGAACACAGUAGAACUCAUGAUAUCAAGACUGGAAACACAACUCAAGAGUAAACUACUAACUCUCAUGGGUCAGAAGAACUCACUGAUGCAGGAAACAGAGCUCCUGGAAUCCCUCCUUCACGAAGUGGAGCACCAAGUCAACUCUUGUUCUAAAAGUGAACUGAUAGCUAAGAGUGCCGAUGUCUUACAGACCUUCACUCAGGUUCAUCGUAAACCGAUGGCAUCGUUUGUCACAGCUCCAGUACCAGCAGACUUCACAAGUGAACUUGUGCCAGCAUAUGAUAGUAGCAGAUUUGUCCUCACUACUUUCAUAGCAUUACAGCACAAGGCUGAUCCAGUAUACAGUCCACCUCUCAUGGUUGCUGGACUCAGCUGGAGACUCAAAGUUUAUCCAGAUGGUAAUGGUGUGGUAAGAGGAAACUACUUAUCUGUCUUUCUUGAACUGUCAUCUGGCUUGCCUGAAACAUCCAAGUAUGAAUACCGAGUUGAGAUGAUCCAUCAGGCAUCACAUGAUAACAGUAGGAACAUUGUACGUGAGUUUGCUUCAGACUUUGAGGUUGGUGAAUGCUGGGGGUAUAAUAGAUUCUUCAGAUUAGAUUUACUGGCUGGUGAAGGAUAUCUCAAGGAUGAUACACUCAUACUACAAUUCCAGGUACGUCCUCCAACAUUCUAUCAGAAAUGUCGAGAUCAGCAGUGGUAUAUCAACCAGCUGGAGACAUCACAAAGACAGUCUGUACAACAGAUCAGUGACCUCAAAGAGAGACUUGCCAUUGAGUUAUCAAGAACACAGGGCAGUGCUGAACGGUCAUCACCAGAUACUGAUCGUGAUGGUGUUCAAGUUAAGUCAUGUUUACAGGGUCGUGAGCAAGCUGACUUGUGUAGGGACAAUAAUGAUACACAGGAGAGUGAUGGCUCGAGUGUGACAAUAUCUUCCCCCUCCUCGUCUGAAGAUGAUGAUGAAGAGGAGGAGGACGAAGAAGAAGAUGAAGAUGAUGAUGCUGGUGCAUCCGUCAUGGUGGUUGAUGAGGGAGAGCAGGGUGAUCUGGAGAGUGGUCCUCUUAAUGAGGAGAAUGAUAUUGAUGAAGAGACCAUGUCUGGUGAAAAUGAUGUUGAACAUUCCCGCAUAUGGGAUCUUGAGGAAGGUCCUCUAGAUGUGUCACUUGAUACAUCCCUCAAUGCAGUUACCAUGGAUACAGCUCAUUCCUCUACAUCUACCACCUUUACAUCAUCAUCUAUGACCCAACCAGCAAGAUCUGGUAAGGAUACCACACCCUCAAUAUCACCAUCAUCAUCAUCCUCUUCAUCAUCGUCAUCAUCUAAACAGACUAAUUUAAGCACACUCUCAUCCUCCACCACCACCACCACGGCAACAGCAUCAUCAGCAUCUGGUGGAACGGCAGGAGGGGCCUCAGGGGCUGGAGCCACGCCUCGUUCACAUCAUCACCCACACCGCCCACACCAUCACCACCAUCAUCAUCACCAGCAAGCAUCUCAUCAUCACCAAGGCGAAGGAGCAUCAGUGAUGCGGAAUCUAAGAGAGGAAGACAUCAUGCUGAUGCAGCUUCUUGAGAUGACAAGAGCUGGAGAUAGUGUUCUUGGUUUCAUGCCCAAGCCUCCGUAUCGGUCUAGAGUCCAUGCCAAGUCCAGCAAGGACAAACGUGAGCGGGAGAAGCGAGGGCGUCCUCUAUCAGCAGACUCUAUCUUACGUCGUAUCCAGACACGCAUGCUUGACAUGGGUCUUACAACGUUAGAUGUAGCAUCAUCAUCAUCAGGGCAGGAGCCGGGUGAGGUUGGUGAGGAGGCAGUAGCAGGGGCGGUUGGAGGCUCAAGAUCAGACACUGCACUGGGUUUUCCUUGUUUCUGGAAGCCAAAAACCAAACCAGUACCUAGUAUCUCUCUUCAGCUCUCCACUGAAGUCAGUAGCCAAGGAGAGAAGAAGGUAGACAGAGCAGUAGAUAAUGAAUCCCCUAGCCAAGUGGAAAAUGGCAGUGAAGACUCAAACACAGCUUCAGCAUCAUUCAUUGUAGAAGAUGGUCAACUGGUUGACCUUUCAACAUGCACAAGUGACCUUCAAUCUGCCUUAGAUGACCUCAGUACUGCUAGACUCAUGGCAAGAAUCAGUGCUCUGAAUAACCAAUUAGAAACAAGGAAUGAUAAAAACUCAAAUACUACAGCACAGCCAGACAAUGAGAGUGAGUCAAGUGGAGGUAUUGCAGCAGUGAGUAGCAAUGCAGAACCAUGCCAGAGAGAAGAAGCAUCAUCCAUCACAUUCACCCGUAAGAAGGCCACAACCAGUACAAGGAGUAGUCAUACUACUGAAUCAACAGGUAUCAGUACUGACUCUAGCCCAAGAGCUCUCGAAGACAAGCCAAAAGAAACCAACAAAUCCACAGCCUGCUAAGAAUUCAUUCUUUUCUUUCAUGAGAGACUGUUGUGAUAGGAAUCUCUUUAAUUCCUCAUCAUCCUAGAGAAUCAUUUGAUGAUAUUCUCCUGUGUGUGGAAGUUGAAAAGUGAUAUGAAAUGUGGUACCCAUGAGGAACCUUCACCUACAUGUGGUGUUACUAAUUGUGUAUGUGUAAGUAAAAUACAACACCAGUCCUUUUGCCCUACUCUUAAUAAAAGUCAAGUAUUAAAGCCUCCACCUCAUUCAUCAUAAUGAUGAUAAUAGGCAUUUAUAUAGCGCCAUCUAUCUAGAAAUAAUCUAUUCUGAGGUGCAUUGUUUAUUA
Messenger RNA from Lytechinus variegatus (green sea urchin), 3417 nucleotides. Its product is annotated as E3 ubiquitin-protein ligase TRIM37-like. The coding region runs from base 141 to 3092 and encodes 983 amino acids. Gene Ontology annotation, molecular function: tumor necrosis factor receptor binding; ubiquitin protein ligase binding; ubiquitin protein ligase activity. Gene Ontology annotation, biological process: protein autoubiquitination; negative regulation of centriole replication. The transcript is spliced from 23 exons. Lineage: Eukaryota; Metazoa; Echinodermata; Echinoidea; Temnopleuroida; Toxopneustidae. Gene Ontology annotation, cellular component: aggresome; peroxisome. The record is from RefSeq and is a predicted model, not a curated record.